Messenger RNA from Python bivittatus (Burmese python), 1802 nucleotides. The record is from RefSeq and is a predicted model, not a curated record. Lineage: Eukaryota; Metazoa; Chordata; Lepidosauria; Squamata; Pythonidae.
AAGUUUCUAAAGUUGAGAAAUACUUGCAUGGUUAAUUGGAAGUGCUCUGGAGCAAAAGGAUUGCAAGCACCCACUUCCGUGCCUGGGGCGCCCAGGGAUGCUGCACACUGCCUGGACCCCGAACUCUGUCCAGUCGGGAAGUGGGGAAAGGUGUCCCUUUGCUCCUACCAGGUAUGCCACUUGGAUGCAGCAGUAGACAAGCCCUUAGGAUGUUCUCCCUGAAUUCAGUUUUCAUCUUGGCACUGGAAGGCAGCCUUUGGGUUAUUCUCCUGAUUUGUCCCCUGUCCUGAAAAGGAUGCUGGCUGUGGGGUUCCCUCUCCUGCGGCCUGUCCUUGGGAACCCAGCACCGCCCUCCUUGGGAGCCAGGGGCCCUAGCAGCCCAGUGAGUGGCAGCCUCUCCUCCUCUCGCCGAUCAGCUGAGCCUUCUGCCCCUUCACCUGGGCAGAACUGUCUUUCCAUGCUGUGUCCGUUUGGCCUACAGGUGAAAAUAAUGACUGAGAAGGAGCUUCUGGCAGUUGCCUGCGAGCAGUUUUUGGGGAAGAAUGUGCAGGACAUCAAGAACGUGGUCCUACAGACGUUGGAGGGGCACCUUCGGUCCAUCCUAGGGACUCUGACGGUCGAACAGAUUUAUCAGGACCGAGACCAGUUUGCGAAGCUAGUGCGAGAGGUGGCAGCGCCGGACGUGGGCAGGAUGGGGAUUGAGAUCCUCAGCUUCACUAUCAAGGAUGUCUACGACAAAGUCAACUACCUGAGCUCCCUGGGAAAAACCCAGACCGCUGUUGUCCAGCGAGAUGCUGAUAUAGGCGUGGCCGAGGCAGAGCGAGAUGCCGGCAUCCGGGAGGCCGAGUGCAAGAAAGAGAUGCUUGACGUGAAGUUCAUGGCGGACACCAAGGUGGCGGAUUCCAGGCGGGCCUUUGAGAUGCAGAAGGCGGCCUUCAGCCAAGAGAUCAACAUGAAGUCUGCCGAGGCUCAGCUGGCCUACGAGCUCCAGGGCGCCAAGGAGCAGCAGAAGAUCCGCCAAGAGGAGAUCGAGAUCGAGGUGGUGCAGCGCAGGAGGCAGAUCGAUGUGGAGGAGAAGGAGAUCGUCCGCACGGACAAGGAGCUCAUCGCCACCGUGAGGCUGCCCGCAGAGGCCGAGGCGCACCGCAUGCAGGAGAUCGCCGAGGGAGAAAAGGUGAAGCAGGUGCUGAUCGCCCAUGCCGAAGGAGAGAAGAUUCGCAAGAUCGGCGAGGCGGAGGCCCUGGUGAUCAAGGCCAUCGGCAAGGCGGAGGCCGAGAAGAUGAAACUCAAGGCAGAGGCCUACCAGCAGUAUGGGGAGGCGGCCAAGAUGGCGUUGGUGCUGGACGCUCUGCCCCAUAUCGCCGCCAAGGUCUCGGCCCCUCUGUCCAAGGUGGACGAAAUUGUCAUUCUCAGCGGAGAGAACAACAAAAUGACAUCAGACGUGAACCGGCUCUUGGCUGAGAUCCCGGCGUCUGUGCACGCCCUCACCGGAGUCGAUCUCUCCAAGAUCCCUCUGAUCCAGAAGGCAACCGGAGUGCAGGCCUGAGUCGCCGGCUGAGGACGCGCACCCCUCCCCACUAUGCACUCCCCACCGACGGCCUUGUCUUUCAGCAGGGGAGGUGGGGGAGCCCCUCUCGGGUGCCUUAAUCGUGGGAGGAUCAGGACGGAGCACGGCCACUGGUCCUUGCAUUUCUAAGAGAAGUUCUUUCCUGUUUUGUAUCUCUGCUCUGUGUCGUGCUAGCCAACACGUCCCACCCCGUGCCUCGCAGAUUUUGUGCCUUGACUGCCUGCACCCGCCGCCC